Molecule: messenger RNA, 2430 nt
Organism: Zygotorulaspora mrakii
Lineage: Eukaryota; Fungi; Ascomycota; Saccharomycetes; Saccharomycetales; Saccharomycetaceae
Gene: PDC2
Product: Pdc2p
Exons: 1
Coding region: 1-2430 (809 amino acids)
Cellular component (GO): nucleus
Molecular function (GO): DNA binding
Source: RefSeq, a predicted model, not a curated record
AUGCUUUCGAUUGAGCAAAGGUAUAACAUCUGUCUGAUGGCAGAGAGACACCCUAAAUGGACUCAGUUGGAAUUGGCUCGCUGGGCAUACGAAACUUUCCAAUUGCCAAAAAUACCAUCACAGGGAACAAUAUCGCGACUUCUGGCUAAGAAAGAUAUAUACAUGAACUGUAAAGAUAACGAGAAGGCUUGUAAUAGAGUUAGAAAGCCAUAUAAUGCGCUGGUGCGCCGCAUCCUUCAAGAAUGGGUUUCGCAGAGUAUAUGGAACGGUAUACCUAUUAAUUCUCCUAUAAUUCAAGAUACAGCACAAUCAGUAUGGUACCGAAUACCAGCAGAGUACCGUGAAGGCAACGGAUCAUUCUCCUAUAAGUGGAUAAACAAUUUUUUGACUAAAAUGGAUAUCAGUAUAUCUAACUUGGACGAAGAAUUACCAAAACCACCAAAAGUUUGGACUUUUGAGGAAAGAAGUGCACUAAAGGAAAUUUUUGCAAAAAUACCUCCAAAGGAUCUCUUUACGCUGGAUGAAACGUUUUUGGCGUACAAUUUACCAUUGGAUUAUGCACAAUAUGAGGCUAGUCAUAUCCAGAGAAGAAUUGAAGUGGCAUCUGUCAUGCUUUGUCUUAAUUUGGAGGGUUCUGAAAAAUUAAAUCCACUUGUUGUGGGUAAGUAUAACAGCUAUAGAAGUUUCAGAAAUUAUUUUCCAGAGGAUCCCGUUGAUCCCGUAUCACAAUCGCUGUUGGGUGAAAAGAUGGCAAGAAGAUUUGGAAUAUCCUAUCAAAGUAACCGAAAAUCGUGGCUAACAAGUAAUCUGUUUCACGAUUGGCUUGCCCGCUGGGAUAAACGAUUGGUGGCUGAUAAUAGGAAGAUUUGGAUUAUUCUUGACGAUUCAUGUUCACAUAGAAUUAUCAAUCCAAGUCUAAAAAAUAUCGAACUUGUUUAUACAUCAGCAAACUCAAGGUUUUUACCGUUUAAUUGGGGCAUCCUAGAUGAAUUUAAGACAAGGUAUAGAAUCCAACAGUACCAGGCAUUAAUAGAGCUACAAAACACUCUGGAAAAAAGGACACAUAAAAAAAUGUUGAUAAGCUUUGAGCAAAGUCAACUGACAAUGUCAAACGCUUUCAAAUUUAUCAAAAAAGCUUGGAAAGGAGUUCCUAUCGAAACAAUAAGAGGUAACUGGAAAAGUUCCGGAAUAUUACCGCCAGAGAUGAUUCAGCUGGAUGAGACAGUCAGUAUGGCUUUUAAAAAGAACGAAGUACUUGAAGCUGAACUGAACCGUCUCUGCAAUCAAUUUUAUUGUGCCAAAAAGUGGGACCAUGAUAUGUUAUUGGACCUGAACAUUGAAAAUAAGAAUACCAACUUUUUGAGUACCGAAGAGCUGGUCGAGAGUGCUAUAGUAGACGCAGUAGAGCCUGUUACUCAGUCAAAUAAUGGUGACGUCUAUACUCAUUCAACCUCAAAUAGUCUUAAUGUCAAUCCCCAACUAAGCGAGUACUAUAACUUCGAUCUUUUUAAUGAUCGUAAUUUGGCUGUUGAUAUGGGUAAUUUGAUCGAUAAUUCAGAAUCUGACAACGAAACAAAGAGUAAUUUCGAUAAGAAUAAUACUGAAAAUCAAAGUAAAGUCACUAACUCAACGAAUACGAACGACUCAGUCAUAUCAAGCAAUCCGGAGACAACAUUGAAUCACGACACAAAUAAUAGCAACUACGCGGUUAAUUUUGAUAGAAUUUUAGCGAAUGAAUAUAUGCAAGAUCAACAAGGAAAGCUUUACAAUGUAAGCACAUUGAUCGACAAACCAAAUUCAUUGAUGAAUGAAAACGGUAUACUUGAUUUAAGGGGUGUUGGAAUUGAUACUUCAAUAGUACCGUCAGAUUAUUUCAAUGAUAUGUUUCCUUCCUCAGCUGUGCCAGGCACUGCAGCGCCUUUGACAUCCGGAGGUAAUACGAGUACCGGGAUACCACCACAAGAUAUCAACGCUCCAUACUCUGAUAAUAAUGCCACGCAACAACACAAUACAUCUUCUGCUAUAACUGGUUUUGAAGAUCCAGCUUUGAACCGCAUCAUUGAUAGUGCUGUUGCAUCUGAUCCGGCUUCCGAAUCACUUCAGGAGUUCAAUUCUGCACAUCAUCCCGGAGCAACCUUACAAUCUCAUAUCAACCUAGCCAAAUCGUUAGGAAAUAUUUUAAAACAUACGGAAGCCCGAGAAGUAAGCUUCUCUGAUAGAACGAUAGAUGAAAUCAAAUUCAAUUAUCAAGCAAUACUUGGUAAAAUUAAGAAGGGACGGCGACAAAUGCAUAACCUUAAGGCCAGACGAGGACAGGUGCAGCUGGAAAGAUUUUUGUCUUCUGCAAGUCCCAGUACUUCCGAUAUAUCCCCACAAAAUGUUCAAGGUCCUGUAGAUCUACAGUUACCUGGUAAUGCAACUUUUUUCUGA